CACUUUUCAUUGAGCUUUUGUAAGAGCACAAGUAAUGGCUAAUUUAUUUAGUUUUUACCUUUAAGUGUCGUGAAACAGCAUCUUAAGACGAAAAAUGGAACCAGUUCUAAAAUAUUUUGACAUAUUUGACUAUUUAGUGUUUGCGCUUAUGUUAAUCAUUUCAGCUUUAAUAGGCGUUUAUUUUGCGUUUUUCGCAAAAGUAAAACAAAAUACAACAUCCGAGUAUCUAAUGGGAGGAAAGACGAUGGGUACAUUUCCAAUAUCCAUGUCGCUAAUAGCAAGUUACAUAUCAGGAAUAUCGAUACUGGGCAUGCCCGCCGAAAUAUACACUUAUGGAACGCAGUUCUGGAUGAUAAUGUGCACUGAAGGAUUGGUAUCGUUAACUAUGGCGGUUGCUAUACUACCUGUAUUUUAUAAGUUAGAAAUUACAUCAAGUUACGAAUACUUAAAUUUACGAUUUAAUGAAACCGUGAGAUUGUUGGGAUCCAUUUUAUUUUUGACAAAAAUGAUGCUUUACAUUCCCAUAGUUAUAUAUGUACCGGCACUCGCUUUCAGUCAAGUUACUGGAAUUAACCUUCAUUUGGUAACACCGGUAGUUUGUAUCGUCUGUAUAUUUUACACAACUUUGGGAGGAUUAAAAGCGGUGGUAUGGACCGAUACGGUUCAAACGGUUGUGAUGACCGCCGCACUGAUAGUGGUGCUAAUCAUGGGUACAGUAAGUGUGGGAGGAUUCGCCGAAGUGUGGAAUCGUAACGAGCAAGGUGGACGCCUCGAAUUUUUCAAUAUGGACCUCGAUCCAUCGAUACGGCAUUCGUUUUGGACCGUUACUAUUGGAAAUUAUUUUUCGUGGUUAGCCGCCUGUUCCAUCAAUCAAGCUAUGGUACAAAGAUGUCUUGCUAUGCCGACACUAAGAUCGGCGAGAGUGACACUAUUUAUACUGAUGUUUGGUUUGGUGUUUCUCAUCACCAUGUGUUGCUAUAUGGGGUUGGUGAUCUUCGCAUCGUAUCACAAGUGUGAUCCCAUCACAAGAGGAUACAUAGCGAAGUCAGAUCAGUUGCUUCCUUAUUUUGUAAUGACAAUUGCUACCGCAAUGCCGGGUCUUCCGGGAUUAUUUGUUAGUGGUGUGUUCAGUGCAGCUUUAAGCUCGAUGUCUACCGGGUUAAACUCAAUGACGGGCGUGAUAUUUGAGGAUUUGAUAAAACCUAGAAUGAAAACACCAUUAAGUGAAGUAAAAGCGAGCUUCAUUAUGAAGGUUAUGGUUGUUAUAAUAGGAAGUAUUUGUGUAGGAUUAGUGUUUGUCGUUGAGAAAAUGGGAGCUCUAAUACAGGCAUCCGGAAGUAUGGGUGCAAUUACCGCCGGACCCUUAUUAGGAAUAUUUACCUUAGGAAUGUUUUUCCCGUGUGCCAAUUCGACGGGUGCCUUAAUUGGAGGUUUAGUUAGCGGAUCGUUAGUCGCCUGGAUUUCAAUUGGAACUCAAAUAAACAUGGCGCAGGGUUUAAUCAAAUUUCCUCAAAAACCCAUUUCUUUAGACGGUUGCGAUUCAAGUUGGGUCUCCGAAUAUUUAAGCGUAAGUUUGACAUCAGACGGCCCGCAGAGAACCCUCGACCCUCCCUUUGUAUUGUUUCGAUUGUCCUAUAUGUACUACACUGCAACAGGUUUAAUUGUAACUGUUAUUGUUGGUCUCACUGUUAGCUUUUUAACCGGUUGCAAUAAAGGGAAAAAAAUUAAAGCGAAUUUGUUCUCACCUGUUAUACAAAAAUUUGUGAAAGAUAACUUAAGUGAUUUAGCGCAAAGAGUUAAUGACACUAGCAAAAAUUGUAAUAGCGAUAAUAAUGAUAUACAAUUAAACCAAUUAAAAAUUUAGUAUCUGAUUAUUUAAAC
Molecule: messenger RNA, 1881 nt
Organism: Photinus pyralis (common eastern firefly)
Lineage: Eukaryota; Metazoa; Arthropoda; Insecta; Coleoptera; Lampyridae
Product: sodium-coupled monocarboxylate transporter 1-like
Exons: 9
Coding region: 95-1864 (589 amino acids)
Biological process (GO): transmembrane transport; sodium ion transport
Cellular component (GO): membrane
Molecular function (GO): symporter activity
Source: RefSeq, a predicted model, not a curated record